This is a messenger RNA of Argiope bruennichi, 576 nucleotides long. Its product is annotated as zinc finger protein 84-like. The record is from RefSeq and is a predicted model, not a curated record. The transcript has a single exon. Gene Ontology annotation, molecular function: DNA-binding transcription factor activity, RNA polymerase II-specific; RNA polymerase II cis-regulatory region sequence-specific DNA binding. The coding region runs from base 1 to 576 and encodes 191 amino acids. NCBI's taxonomy places the organism in Eukaryota, Metazoa, Arthropoda, Arachnida, Araneae, Araneidae. Gene Ontology annotation, biological process: regulation of transcription by RNA polymerase II.
AUGCAAGUGUCAGAAUGUGUAAAUGAUGAACAUAUUUCACUCGAAGUGCACUCUCAGGUUCACAGUAAGAAGACGAAAAUGGCUACCUACGUGAAGGAACUUCAUUCUGCCAAAAAAGAUGACAAUGCUGUGGCUGAACCUUCUGGAAUCUGUCUCCGUAAGAAUCCUCUUAAACUGAAUUAUCAAACACAAACUGGCAAUGAGCCCUUUAUGUGCAAUAUAUGCAAGAAAAAAUUCUCUUCUAAAUCAGAUUUCGACCGACAUUACAGAAUGCACACUGGCGAAAAGCCUUAUGAAUGCGGUAUAUUCGGAAAAAAAUGCAGUCGGAAAGAAAAUUUCAUCAUCCAUUAUCGAAUACAUACUGGCGAAAGGCCUUAUGUGUGCGACUUCUGUAAUAAAGAUUUUGCUGAAAUGGCCAUCUUAAAAUACAUGCCAGGACGCACACUGGAGAAAGGCCAUAUAAAUGUCCAACUUGUGAAAAGUCUUUCACAAACAGCAGCAAUUGUAAAAGUCAUCACAAAAGAAAGCACGAGUGAUACUAAUUUGCGAAGUACAGAAAUAAUUCUUUUAUAUUAG